This is a messenger RNA of Labeo rohita (rohu), 1539 nucleotides long. RefSeq names its product secretory carrier membrane protein 5b (gene scamp5b). Gene Ontology annotation, cellular component: recycling endosome membrane; trans-Golgi network membrane. NCBI's taxonomy places the organism in Eukaryota, Metazoa, Chordata, Actinopteri, Cypriniformes, Cyprinidae. The coding region runs from base 212 to 904 and encodes 230 amino acids. The record is from RefSeq and is a predicted model, not a curated record. The transcript is spliced from 7 exons. Gene Ontology annotation, biological process: protein transport.
AUGCGGAGAGCGUUAACUCUCACUCAGUGAAAAUUACAACACACUUCAGAAACAAGCCAAACAAUUUGCUUACUUUAGUUUGUGCGAGUGUUUGAUAGGGUGUGAACGAGUGUUUAAAUAUGCACUAGAAAGCCAUGUUAUUGUAGAGGCGCUCGGUGUGCAGGAGAAGAUUCACAGCUCUUAAGAACAAGUAGCCAUUACCAGUUUUUCAAUGGCUGAAAACAACUUUCCACCUCUGCCUGGUUUUAUUCCUCUGAAGCCAUGCUUCUACCAGGAUUUUGAGGAGAUUCCUGACCAGCACCGCACCAUGUGCAAAAGACUCUACUACCUGUGGAUCUUGUACGGUGUGACGCUGCUGGUGAAUUUCUUUGGCUGUAUGGCAUGGAUGUUUGGAGGUGGAGGAGUGACUAACUUUGGCAUGUCAAUCAUAUGGCUUAUUCUCUUUACCCCGUGCUCUUAUGUGUGCUGGUUCAGAUCCAUUUACAAUGCAUUCAAGACUGACAGCUCAUUCUACUUCAUGGCGUUCUUCUUUGUCUUCAUGGCACAACUUUUUAUUGCUAUAAUUCAGGCGAUUGGUAUACCAGGAUGGGGUGUUUGUGGCUGGUUGGGCACCAUCUCCUUCUUUGGCACGAGUAUCUUUGCCUCCAUCAUUAUGCUAAUCCCCACCAUCAUGUUCACUGCAGUCGCUGCCAUUUCGUUUGUCGCGCUCACUAAGGUUCAUAACUUCUACCGCGGCAGUGGUGGCAGCAUGAGUAAAGCACAGGAGGAGUGGGUGUCCGGCGCCUGGAAGAACCCUCACGUUCAGCAGGCCGCGCAGCAGGUGGCUCUAGAUGCAGCUACUGGAGCAAUGCAAGGCCCACAGACACAACAGUACUCCACACCCAGCUAUGACAACACCAUGUAAAACACAUCCAAACCAUCAGUCAUCAACAGAUACAGGCAGAGUCGGAAAACUGAUGUUGGCUUUAGCUGAUAGUGAAGUGAUGUAGAUGAAAUUCCAGGUGAAAUAAACCGAGUGCUGUUUUUUUAUUUGUUUGUUUUUGUGUGUUUUGGUUUUUAUUUAUGUUUGUGUCUAUUUUAACCCAUUUGGUCCCAGGUAAUUAAAAUGUGGACAAAUAUUCCAAACUUUUUGCUAACAUUCCCAUUACAUUAUGAAGACAUAAUUCUGAACAUAAACAUCCUAAACAUCCAGUUGGUUUUUUAACCAUUUGAAUUUUAUUUUUUUUAUUUUUUUUUGAACAUUUAAUUUAAAACAUUUCCAAACAUUGUGAACGUUACUUUUGAUUGUUCUCUGAACAUUUUCAAACAAGAGGUACAAUUUAAAAAAACAAUGGAUAAAUGUCAAACUAAAAUGUUUCAGAAAUAAUGAAUGUUUAAGUGAAAAAUGCAUAAAUCACAUUUCUUAUGUUUUGAGAACAUUAUUCAACAUCAGAAAACUUUGAAUGAACAUUCUGUUAAUGUUAAAGGGUCUGUUAAUGAAAAUCCUGUCAUUAAUUACUCACCCUCAUGUGGUUCCAAAGCCGUAAGACCUUUGUUCAU